Molecule: messenger RNA, 6256 nt
Organism: Cyanistes caeruleus (blue tit)
Lineage: Eukaryota; Metazoa; Chordata; Aves; Passeriformes; Paridae
Gene: NIN
Product: ninein
Biological process (GO): centrosome-templated microtubule nucleation; centrosome localization; microtubule anchoring at centrosome
Cellular component (GO): centrosome; ciliary transition fiber; mitotic spindle pole
Molecular function (GO): calcium ion binding
Source: RefSeq, a predicted model, not a curated record
GAGCCCUCCAUGGGACCACACACGGCCCCAGAUGGCCCCGUGGGCAGCUCCCGUGCCGGCCCUUGGGGCUUCUCGGGUUUCUCGCUGUCCCAUGGCACCGAUGCUCACCUGGGCCGUCUCUCCCCGCAGGUGAGCGUGGCAGGCUAUGGGAUGGAUGAAGCUGAGCAGGACCAGUAUGAAGCUCGUCUCAAGGAGCUCUUCGACAGCUUUGACAGCACAGGCACGGGGUCCCUGGGGCAGGAGGAGCUCACUGACCUCUGCCACAUGCUGCACCUGGAGGAGGUGGCCCCAGCACUGCAGCAGACCCUCCUCCAAGGAAACCUCCUAGGCAGGGUCCACUUUGAUCAGUUUAAAGAAGCACUUAUCCUCAUCUUAUCCAGAACCCUGUCAAAUGAAGAGCACUUCCAAGAACCAGAUUCCUCCCCAGAAGCACAACCCAAGUACAUCAAAGGUGGCAAACGCUACGGGCGCCGUUCGCUGCCGGAGUUCCAGGAGUCGGUGGAGGACUUUGCCGAGGUGACGGUGAUCGAGCCGCUGGGCGAGGAAGCGCAUCCCGCACACAUCGCUGCCAGCCAGGAGCACUGGAAGACGCGAGGCAGCGAGGAGUACGAGGCCGAGGGGCAGCUGCGCUUCUGGAACCCGGACGACCUGAACGCCUCCCCUGGUGCCUCACCCAGCCCAGACUGGAUCGAGGAGAAACUUCAGGAGGUGUGUGAGCACCUGGGGAUCACCAGGGAUGGCCACCUGAACAGGAAGAAGCUGGUUUCCAUCUGUGAGCAGUACGGGCUGCACGCGGCGGCCGGGGAGGUGCUUGAAGAGGUGCUCCAUAACCUGGAGCAAGAUGGGACCAUGAGCAUAGAGGAUUUCUUUUAUGGCCUGUUGAGAAAUGGGAAAUCUCUCACACCUUCAGCAUCUACUCCGUACCGGCAGCUGAAGCGUCACCUCUCCAUGCAGUCCUUCGACGAGAGCGGGAGGCGCACGACCACCCCCUCGGCCAUGCCCAGCACCUUCGGCUUCUCCCUCUUCUCCAGCCUGGACGAUGGGAUGGGCUUCGGCUGCGUGGAGGGGGUGCUGGACUGCUGGCACCAGGAGGGCAUCGAGAACAGCCAGGAGAUCCUGAAGGCUCUGGACUUCAGCUUGGAUGGGAAGGUGAACCUGACGGAGCUGACGCUGGCGCUGGAGAACGAGCUCCUCAUCACCAAGAAUGGGGUGCACCAGGCAGCCCUGGCCAGCUUCAAAACGGAGAUCAGGCACUUGAUGGAGAGGUUUGACCAAGUGGCCAGGGAGAAGGAGAAGCUGAGGUCAGACCUGGAGAAAGCAGAGAAGCUGAAAUCCCUGAUGGCCUCGGAAGUGGACGAUCACCACGCCGCCAUCGAGCGCCGCAACGAGUACAACCUCAGGAAGCUGGAUGAGGAGUACAAGGAGCGAAUCGCCGCGCUGAAGAACGAGCUGCGCAGGGAACGGGAGCAAAUCCUGCAGCAGGCCAACAAACAGAGGCUGGAGCUGGAGCAGGAGAUGGAAAAGCUGAAAACGGAUGAGAACUACAUCAGGGACCGCCUGGCCCUGGCCCUGAAGGAAAACAGCCGCCUGGAAAACGAGCUCUUGGAAACGGGAGAAAAACUGGCCGAGUGUGAAAGUCUGGCAGGCAAACUGCAGAGGAACUUGGAAAAUGUCCUGGCUGAGAAGUUUGGUGACCUGGAUCCCACCAGUGCCGAGUUUUUCCUGCAGGAGGAGAGGCUGGCCCAGAUGAGGAGCGAGUACGAGCAGCAGUGCAGGGAGCUGCAGGAUCAGAUUGAUGAGCUGCACUCAGAGCUGCAGCAGUACCGUGCCCAAGGCAAAGUGCUCAGGCCUUCCCUGAAAAAUUCCUUGUCGGAAGAGUUUGACAUUGUCACAAAGACUCACAGCAACAGCGGGAUUGAGCCUGACCAAGGACUUGGUUCAGAAGACUGCAACCCACUAAAUAUGAGCAUAGAGGCAGAAAUGGCCAUUGAGCAGAUGAAGGAGCAACACCACAGGGAUCUGCAUCACCUCAAACAGGAGCUUGAAGACACAGUGAGCCACUAUGAAAAGCAGCUGGAUGAGACAAAAGCUCGCUGGGAAAAGGAGCAAGAGGAUAUGAGGCAGAAGUAUGCUGAGGAGAUGGAUGUCAUGGAAAAACAGAUCACUGGCCUUAAAAAUCAAAUAGCAGAGCUGCAGGGAGAGGCAGCAGCGCUCAGAGAGCAGCAGGAAAAGCUCGACUGUAAAUACGACGAGGAGAAAAACAAAUUACAGAUGCAUUUCGAUGAGGAGAAAGCCAAUCUGCAGGAGCUGUUGAGACAGGAACAUGAAGAGGAUGUCAGGGCCAGACUGGAGCAGGUGAAUGAGAAGUUCAGGCAAGAACGGGAGGAGCUGAUCCAGAAGAGUGUCUGGGUGGAGGAGAAGAUGAGAGCUGUGGUGCAGACGCUGCAGGAGGAGAAGGGGGAGCUGGAACGUGGCUUCCACGAGCAGGUGAAGAGGCUGGCAGAGGUGCACGCCCUGGAGAAGGAGGAGCUCCAGGAAGAGCUGCUGAGGAAGCACGAGCAGGAGCUGGAGGAGGAAAGGAAAAAAAUGGCAAGUGACUAUAAGAGAAGAGCAUCUCAUGCACAAACUCAGUUUUCUGUGGACACACAAACACUUGUGAAUAAAUAUGAAGAAACCCUGCAGAGUCUGGAAGGACGUUACCAGCGAGAGCUGCAGGAACUCGCUGAGCAGCAAAGAGAGGAGAAAUCCCAGUGGGAGUUUGAAAGGGAUGAAAUUGCUCAGGAGGUGGCUGAAGCCCACGAGCAGCUGAAGGAAAGCUUGGCAAGCGAGAAGGCUGUUUCUUCUGCCCUGAGCCGGGAGAAGGAUCUCCUGGAGAAAAAUUUCAAGGAAGUAGUGAACAAGCUGGUGUGUGAGAGGGAGCAGCUGGAGAAGGAGCUGCGAGAGCUGAGGAGUGCUGCCCAGGAGCAGGAGGAAAAGAUGAAUGAGAAAAUAAGCCAGCUCCAAAGUGACCAUGAAAAAGAGCUAAAGGAGAAAGAUGAACAUAGAUCUGCAGUGGAGCAAAAUGGGAAACUGGUUAGGGAAAAGCUGGAGAGACUGGACAGUGAGUAUAAGCGAGAGAAAGAAGAGCUCAAUUCCAAACUUCUUGCUUUGGAGAGUUUAAACAGAGACAUUUGUGAAAGAGCAGAGACAGAAAAGGCUGAGAUGGGUUUGGAAAUCUCAGACCUCCGAGGGAAAAUACGGAAAUUGCAGUGGGAAACGCGGAGUUUUUCCGCCCUGCAGAGCCAUUACAGGGUGCUGGAGAGUGAGUAUGCAAAAGCCAAGAGCCAGAUCGCUGCUUUUCCUGGUGCAGCUCCUCUGGGAGAUGAUGGGGAUGUUCUCCAAAACCUGCAGAAGGUGCACGAGCAGGCGGUGAAGGAGAACGUCAGGAUGGCUGCCCAGAUCCUGAGGCUGCGGCACCGGCUGGAAGCAGCAGAGCGGGAGCUUCCGCAGCCUCCCAGCCCCAGCUGCUCCCACCCUGGCUCAGAACCAGAGGAAAUAGAUCCCAGUUUUGAAGGGCUGCCCAGUGAUUGUCAAGAUGUAGCUUUGGGGGCAGAUUUCAAUGUCCUUCCACCUCUGGGGGCUGAUGCUACAGAUGUGGAAGAGAUGUCGGAGAUGGAUUGGGAUUUGGAGGAGGGAUGUGUGAAAUCCAGAGCUGGCGGCCACCCUGAGGCACAGGAAUGUUGGAUCCAGGCAAGUCAAGCAGCUCUGGAUGUUGAUGACAACCAGGAUUGUGACCAGAGCCUUUCUUGGGUGCCUCUGCCGCCAAAAAAGAGAGAUCUGGAGGAAGUUCCCAGGCCAAAAACGCUGCCCAGCGAUGUCAAACAGCAGAAGGUUCAUCUGCUAAAUCACAGAAUAGCUCCCAAAAAUAAAGGGUUUGUGUCUGAAGGUUUGAAGAUGCAGGUGGAGCUGGAGAGGGCUGAAGAAACGAGCGAAGCCUCUCUCCUGCUGGAUCGCUCUCCCGGGGCAGCAAAUGGUGACCUGAAGAGCGUAAUAGCUCAACUUUGGAAAAGGAUGGAAGAGUUGGAAGACAGGUCCAUGGCACAGGCUGGACUUCUGUUGCUGCAAGAAGAAAUCCAGGUAGAAAAUGAGGAUCUGAAAGCUGAAGUGAUGCAGUUAAUUGAGAAAAAUGAAGUGCUGGAAGACAGCCUGCGUAGGCUGAGAAGGCUUCGUCGCGAGCAAGAAGAGAGUGAGGUGGAAAGCGUAAAGUUGGAAGAGGAAAAUGCCAGAUUUCUCGUGGAAGUUAAAGAAUUGGAAGAUGUUAAAGAAUUGGAAGAUGUCCAAGAACAAGACACUCAAGGAAACGUGGAUGUGCCCACCACGAGAGGUGGGAAGCUGGAAGAGCGUCCCGCUGCAUGGACGGGCCAGCGGGACAAGAAUUCCCAAAGCCGCAGCGCCGUGCCGCAAGCGGGAAGAGCGGGAAUGGGGGAGCCCAAGCCCCAGGUGAAGGAGGAAGCUCUGGGUGAUGCAGAGGAGAGGAAGGCAGUGACACAGGGCUUGCAGAGCACGUGCACCGAGCUGCAGCACAAGGUUGACCUGCUGAGGUGCGAGGCCGAGAAGCUCCGCGAGGAAAACGCCGUCCUGAAAAACGAAGUGACUUUAUUAAAUGAGGAAGGGAGCGCUUCCAGCCUGAAACUGCGGGAGCUGAAUGGAUCCAGGGAAGAGAUGAGGCAGAAGAUAGAGGCUGUGAGAAAAGAGAAAGUGGCUGUGCAGAAAAUGGUUGACAACCUGAAAAAGCAGGUGGCGGAUCUGAAGACCAGGAACCAACAGCUGGACUCUGAAAAUACAGAACUCAGCCAGAGGAACUCCAAAAACCAAGCAGAUGUGCAGGAUCUCAAUCAACAGCUGGCCAGGGUGCUCAAGCAAAAGGAAAGGGAAGAGGGGAAGUGUACCCUGGAAGAAUGGGAAAAGGAGAGGCUGCUGCUGAAAGAGGAACUGGAAAACUCCAAAAUUGAGUCGUCAAAUAUGGUGUCGUCUUUGGAGGUGGAGGUCUCAAAAAUGAAGAUUCAAGCUCAUCUACUGGAGCAGGAGAACCACAUCCUCAAGCAGGAGCUGGAGAAGACAAAACAGCUGCCCAGAUGUCCUGAUCUCGCUGACCUUCAAAAUGAAGUUUCAAGUUUAAUCACUAAAAAUGAAAAGCUGCAGAAAGAGAAAGAAGCCCUGAGUGAGGAACUGAACAGAUGUAUUGAUAAGGUAGCUCAGGUCAGCUGCUUGGAGAGUGCCAUCAGCAGCUUGGAGCAGGAGCAGAAAUCCUGGGAGCAGCAGAGCCAGGCACUGAAAGCACAGCUCAGCCUCUCCCAGGACAAGGUUCAGAGCCUCAGUGAAACUCUGCAGAGCACCAACCUCCAAAUGUCCCGGCUGAAAUCCGACCUGCAGGUGACGCAGCAGGAGAAGGAAACUCUGAAACAAGAAGUGAUGGCGUUGCACAAACAGCUGCAGAGCACCAGUGAAAAGAACCGGGUUCUGGAAGUGGCUGUGCCUCCCUCAGGGCUGCAGGACCAGCGGGGGCCGAUCCACUGGGAUGAGCUGGAGCAGCCGGCGGAGCAGGAGCAGAGGCUGCUCAGGCAGGAGAACGAGAGGCUGCAGAGGGAAGUGCAGAGCACUAAAACAGACCUGGCUCACUCCAGGGAAAAGAUCCGACAGCUGGAAUCCACAAUCCUUUCCCUAAAACACCAAAAGCAUCAAAGCCAGUCAGGGAUUGUCAAAGCCAUAGAGCAGGAGAAGCUGAGCUUGAAGAGAGAGUGUGAGCAGCUCCAGAAGGAGCUGUCAUCUGCAAACAGGAAGAUCAGUCAGAUGAAUUCUCUUGAGCGUGAACUGGAAACCAGCUCUGAAAAUGAAGGGCUGAGAAAAAAGCAAGUCAAGCUGGAUGAUCAGUUAAUGGAGAUGCUCCAGUCCGGGGGGAUGCGUAGCCAGAGCUCCCAGCUGCCAGGCUGUGCCAUGGUGCCCAGGGAACAAUUCCUGCAGCUCCAACAGCAGCUGCUGCAGGCAGAGAGGAGGAGUCAGCACCUCCAGGAAGAGCUCGAGAGCAGACCCUCGGCGACAAACAUGCAGCAGGCCUUGCUACCGGAGCAGCGAGCAGUGCAUGCAGAUUCCUACCGGAGGAUCGGGCACCUCUGACACCUCUGGCUGCUUUUGAUCCCAUUCCUUUUUCAUCAAAAACACACAAAAACACAGAACUGGCAUAAGCUGAGAAAAUUGAGGAUCAAAUUCCUUUUUUUCC